Messenger RNA from Actinia tenebrosa (Australian red waratah sea anemone), 2233 nucleotides. Its product is annotated as N-acetylglucosamine transporter UNC93A. Lineage: Eukaryota; Metazoa; Cnidaria; Anthozoa; Actiniaria; Actiniidae. The record is from RefSeq and is a predicted model, not a curated record.
UGUCACGAAGCAGAGCAAAUCAGAAACGCCGCCAUGGAUAAAUCCAUAAACCCACAUAUGAAGAAAGCUGAAAUACUCUAAAUAACGUUGGGGUGAACAGUUCACAUCGAAGCUUGAAGGACACAAAAUAUUUUCAUCGUAUUUUAGCAAAGGGCAGAAGUACAGGAAGCUAUACAAGAGAGUUAUUUUUAUGGCAAAACAAAAAGCCGAUUCGAGUGAUGAGAAGGAUGCGGAAGAGUGCCUGAUGACUGAGAAGUCCGUAGACGAACAGGACAUAGAAACGUCUACACAUGACGAUCCUUGCUCCCCUGAACAACCUGUUACCAUGACAACCAAACAGAAGAAACGUGAACAGUGCUCAAUUUUGUUAAACGUUUUCAUCUGUUCUAUUUCUUUCACUCUCCUUUUUACUGCCUACAUAUCGCUACAGAACCUUCAAAGCAGUCUGAACUCACACAAAGGACUUGGCCUGGCUUCCCUGUGUGUCAUUUAUGGACUCAUGAUGCUCUCAGCGAUAUUUGUGCCUCCUUACAUGAUAUCCCGUGUGGGAUGUAAAUGGACCAUGGUCAUCUCCAUGUCUGGUUAUUUCGUGUAUACUGCUGCGAAUUACUAUAGUACAUGGUGGACUCUCAUUCCUGCUUCUAUUAUCAUAGGGACAUGCGCAGCACCAUUAUGGUCUGCCAAAUAUUCCUACCUGACAACUGCUGCCUUGCGGUACGCUAAACUCACUGGAGAACCAGAACAAGCAGUGAUGGCGAGAUACUUUGGCUUGGCGAGCUGCUUCUUCACUCUUGCGCACAUCACAGGGAACUUGAUAUCAUCGGUAGUGCUUCAGAAAAACACAGGUUCUGAUGUUUUCAGAUCCGAUGCUCACAAGGUCUGCGGUGCACGUUAUGAUCAAAUGCCGGCAGUACCAUCGUCUAAUGUCACGGUCCCUUUAUUCAAGCCUGCGCAUUCUCUAGUUAUAAAUAUGCUGUCUGUUUACUUGGCCACUAGCGUAUUGGCUCUUCUUAUUGUGGCGGUUUUCCUUAAAAGGUUGAAAAACACUUCUUCCAGUAGUGAGAACAGAAAAAGUGGGAUGCAGGCUUUCAUGGCAACGAUACAUCAGCACAAAGACAGACGAUUACUUCUCAUCAUACCUUUAUCGGUAUUUAUUGGUGUGAAAUCUGCAUUCGUUUUUGGAGAUUUCUCGGUGGCGUAUGUGACAUGUACCAUCGGCAUCCAUCGUGUUGGAUAUGUUAUGAUGGUGUUCGGUGCGACUGCUUCUAUAGCCUCGGUUCUCGUUGGACGAAUCACAAUACACACUGGAAUAAAACCCACAAUAUUCAUGGGGUCUAUGAUAUACACGGUAUCAGUGUUGAUACUGUUGUUAUGGAAACCGAGCGCUUCGUACGUGUGGGUGAUCUAUGUGUUGUCCGUCAUGUUGGGUCUGUGUGAUGGACUUUUUGAAACUCAAAUCCAUGCUAUAUAUGGCCACUACUUUCAAGACAACAAAGAACCAGCCUUUGCUAGUUUUUGUUUAUGGAGUUCUUUCGGGUUUUCCAUGGCGUUUGGCUAUGCCAAUUUCGUAUCAGUGGGUGUCAAGUUGUGCUUAUUGAUGACCUUCUUAGUCAUUGGGAUGUUUGGUUACUUGAUAGCCGAAAGAAUUCAAAAUAGAAACAACAAACCGUUGAAUGUCCAAGCAGAGGAAAAACCGCUGCAAACAGUCGGGCAAAGCAGGGGUGUCGACGAUAUUGAAGUUAUAACUUCAAUUUGAUCUAAGAAAGGUUUUUGGUUAAAUUCAAUUAUAAAACUAGGAAUACCAUUUUUGAUAAAUAAAAAAAUUGGAAGAAAAGGGAAAAAGCAAUUAAUAUGAUGAAAAUUCCUUAACAAAAGAUAUGUAUCGUCAUAAAGUAUUUUAUAUUGAAUAAAGGGAUCCAGGAUCAUUUGAUAGGUUUUUGUGUCAAUAAUACUUACCCAUAAUGAAAAUUGUUCGCUGAUCUCCGUUUAGGUCGAUCUACUCACAGAAAUCCCAAACAAGUAUAGGAAAUAUGAGGGAAUGUUCAAMAACGCUUUAUCUUUUCAUUUUAAGACCCAUGCAUUCCGAAUUCCCUAUCGGCUAAAAUAAACAUACACACGUUUGGAGGAUUUUCAGCUUGCCUUGGUAAUGGGCUUUUUUAGUUUUCAUCCCGAGACAGCCAGUCAGUUGCAAAUUGGGUACCUGGUCCAACCAUGGGCACAAAUAAAUUUAACA